Molecule: messenger RNA, 2700 nt
Organism: Dermacentor andersoni
Lineage: Eukaryota; Metazoa; Arthropoda; Arachnida; Ixodida; Ixodidae
Product: smad nuclear-interacting protein 1
Molecular function (GO): protein binding
Source: RefSeq, a predicted model, not a curated record
AUGAGAGAAAAUACAACAUUGACCUUUCAAUAACAACAACAGUAAUAAUAAUUAGUACUAGUAGUAGUAAACUUUUCUUUGCCUCAUAUAGUCCGUUAACUUCAUAUAUGUGUUUGUCAUACUAAACGCCGGGCCCUUCGGUUUUCCUUGUUCUCGCUAAGUGCAGCCUGUCAGGCUUUCGAAGAAAAAUAAACGAAACAAUCCUGGAAUGGAAUGGCGCAAACUGCUUAUUUAGCCAUCCUUCCUCCAUAUUUAGCAGUUGCGACUGGGUGCGAACGCGUAAACAAUAGCAGAAGCAGGAACGAAUGGUACUACUAAAAAAUAUAAAUGUAGAAAAAAAAAAUAUGGAUGCAGCAUCAAGAAUGUCAAAGUGCACUGCACUCUAGGCACUAGUGACCCCAGAAAGCGCCUGUUUCGGUUUCGCUUUGACAUUUCCGAACGAUGCGGGUCGCUCGCGUCGCUCCAGGAAUAUGUUCAAGAUGGCCGACGCCAGGAUGUUUUCGAUGUUGUGAAUCCCGUUGCAACGCUUUCCGUCACAAUGAGUGAACCGAAGGAGAAACGGAGAAAAGAGGACACGAGACGCAAGAGAAGUUCUAGAUCUCCUAGUCCGGAGCACAGAUCAAAGCACACCAAGGCUGGCCCACAUGUGCAGGUUGCAAAAACUGAUAGCGGCCACAGAGAGAACCCCGAAAGGCACAGAGACAGGCAUGAACGGCGUCGGAGAAGCACAAGCAGGGAGAAUGACAACAAGCGGCGGAAACACGAAGAUGAUGGCCGUCACAGGCCACCCCACUCCCGGGAUAACCAUCGAGAUCGGGACAGUCCACCACGCAGGGACAAGCGGCGACAGCGGCGGCGCUCUGGUGAUGGGGAGAAGCAUCAGUGGGGCAAGAAGGAGCCCAAGGAGGAGCCAGAAGAGAAGGUGGCGGUGAAGCCCGACUUUGGCCUGUCUGGCAAGCUGGCUGAAGACACCAACAUCUACAACGGCGUAGUCAUCAAGUACAACGAACCACUUGAAGCUCGCAAACCAAAGCGCCGGUGGCGGCUUUACCCUUUCAAGGGCGACGUCAGCCUGCCCUUCAUUCCACUGCACCGGCAGAGUGCCUACUUGCUUGGCAGGUCGAGACUGAUUGCCGACAUCCCAAUCGACCACCCUUCCUGCUCCAAGCAGCAUGCAGUGUUGCAGUUUCGGCUGGUGCCAUACACGCGCAACGACGGCACGAUGGGGCGUCGUGUGCGACCCUAUGUCAUUGAUCUCGAGUCGGCCAAUGGUACCUUCGUCAACAACAAGCAAGUUGAGCCUCGCCGCUACGUCGAACUGCUCGAGCAGGACGUUCUCAAGUUUGGGUUCAGCACCCGUGAAUAUGUCAUUCUCCACGAGGAGUCACAAGGGGAGCACCUCGAUGACGAUGUUGCCGGCACCGGAAAGCAUCCGUGCACCUGAUCCCCGACCAUGGUCACGUCUGGCUUUCUCCCAGGUGUUUCCUUGUUCCUUGAAGUAUGUCUUGUGAGAGGCAAGAACCUGAGCUCAUAGGCAACGCUUAUGCUAGAACAUGCAGCUGCAACCUCGUGUCAUAAAGGAGGAGGAGCUGCGUCAAACCCCAGUGUUUUAAGUUCAGCAUCAGUGUUAAAAGUGUGUUCUUAUAGAUGUUUAGAAAAUGAUGACAGUCAAAGAACCAUAGGCUAAAAGAUUUUGUCUACAUGUUUUAAUAUUAUGUGCGGAGCGAUGGCCUGCAUCAUUACAGCUGUCUGCUACAUCAUGCAUGCAGCAAGGUGGUUUCAUAUGACAGGAGGAGCAGGUCCUUUCUGUCACAGUGUACACAUUUGUGCAAAAGGUGUAAAAUGACAGUACCUAUGUGCCCAUUCUUACCGAGCAAUGUGUGUAAAGUUUAUAUUUAAUGCUUCGGGACUUUGUUGACACAGCUGGGUGUUAUAGGGAUACUGCCCAUUGUAGCAAGUGUCUGCCAUAAGUAGGUGGUGUUGUGCUCAUUGUCAAACUGCAGCCGCCAGCCUCGUACUGUCUCAUAUGCUGUGGCGCUAUACAAGUGGAUGGCACUUGGACUUUGUAAGGGCGCAGGUGUUUGCGAAAACUCUUGCCUUGUCACGUUGUGUCCUCCUUCUGCCAGCUUUUGGAGAAAUCGUCAUUUGGUCAGUGUCUUGCAGUGCCUGACAAGUUGCUUGCAUUUAUUGUUUUUUUUAGCAGCGCCUCUGUACGGCAGUUCCUGCCACAUUUAUCUGAAACAGCCCUCUAAUGGUAUGAGAGUGUAGCAUGUGCUUGGCUACCAUUGACCAUACGCCCUGCCCCUCACCCCAGAAUGGCUCUGCUUGGGGUGCAGUUAUCAUCAGUCAUCACGUUUCAUCAAUCAUAACGUGGUUACGUUUGCCGUGAAGUUUUAUACAACUGUUACUAGAGGGAGGCCUGGCACUGCAGAUGUUAUUAGCCACCAUGGGAGUGAUUGUGUAUGAAAGGGCACAUUCUGGGACGUGAGCUGUUUGUGAAUCGGAAGAAUGUGUUGUCACUCAGCAAUGCUAUGGUUUUCCAGCUUGUGCAAAGUUCGGAGCACGGAUGGUGGCAUGACUUACUGUAGCAUGCUACCUAGCAAACCAGCUUUUGUGUCUUCAAAGCAGUACUUUGAAGGUGUGGUCUGCAAAACUGCCCUGUCACAACAAAAUGGCUAUUGUGAACACCCACGUCAUGUG